Messenger RNA from Rhincodon typus (whale shark), 3671 nucleotides. RefSeq names its product scribble planar cell polarity protein (gene scrib). Gene Ontology annotation, biological process: neurotransmitter receptor transport, endosome to postsynaptic membrane; neurotransmitter receptor transport postsynaptic membrane to endosome. Gene Ontology annotation, cellular component: postsynaptic membrane; adherens junction; postsynaptic density. Gene Ontology annotation, molecular function: protein binding. The record is from RefSeq and is a predicted model, not a curated record. The annotation marks the transcript as partial. NCBI's taxonomy places the organism in Eukaryota, Metazoa, Chordata, Chondrichthyes, Orectolobiformes, Rhincodontidae. The transcript is spliced from 26 exons.
UUUUCAGGUUGCUAAACCUACGGAAGCUGGGACUUAGUGAUAAUGAGAUCCAGAGACUGCCUCCAGAGGUUGCUAACUUCAUGCAACUUGUUGAGCUCGACAUCUCUCGCAAUGAUAUCCCUGAAAUUCCUGAAAGUAUUAAAUUCUGCAAGUCUCUAGAAAUAGCUGAUUUCAGUGGGAACCCCCUUUCCAGGCUGCCUGAUGGGUUCACCCAGCUCCGAAUCCUUGCACACCUCUCCCUCAAUGAUGUCUCCCUACAGUCUCUGCCAAAUGACAUUGGGAACUUGGCCAACCUGGUGACACUGGAACUUCGAGAGAACUUGUUGAAGACACUGCCAACGUCCCUAUCUUUCCUGGUGAAGCUGGAGGAGUUAGAUCUUGGCAGCAAUGAACUGGAAGUACUGCCGGACACACUUGGAGCUCUGCCAAAUUUACGUGAACUCUGGUUAGACAGGAACCAACUUACUGCACUGCCACCGGAACUGGGAAACCUGAGACGUCUGGUGUGUCUGGAUGUUUCAGAAAACAAACUUGAGACGCUCCCCAAUGAGAUCAGUGGACUCGUGGCAUUGACUGACCUCCUUCUCUCCCAGAACCCAUUGGAAUCCAUACCAGAUGGCAUUGGCCAGUUGAAGCAGUUGUCAAUUCUGAAGGUGGAUCAGAACCGGUUAACAGAGCUAACUGAGGCGGUGGGUGAGUGUUUCCACCUGACGGAGCUCAUUCUCACUGAGAACCUGCUGACGACACUCCCGAGAUCUAUUGGGAAACUGAAGAAACUAACAAAUCUGAAUGUGGAUCGGAAUAGACUCGUGGCUUUACCAGCUGAAUUGGGAGGUUGUGUGAGUUUAAAUGUGCUGAGUCUCCGUGACAACCGGCUGACACAUCUCCCACCUGAACUUGCAAACGCUUCAGAGAUUCACGUGCUGGAUGUGGCUGGUAACAGGCUGAUCAACCUGCCUUUUGCCCUCACGAACCUCAAUCUGAAGGCUCUGUGGUUGGCUGAGAAUCAGUCGCAGCCAAUGCUGAAGUUCCAAACUGAGGACGACGAGAAAACUGGUGAGAAGGUCCUGACCUGCUACCUCCUACCACAGCAGCCGUCCCCCAGUCUGGAGAAUCUCUUGAAUGACAGCCUGGAUGAGGGCUGGACAGAGCCCAAUCUGAACCGGGUCAGUGUGAUCCAGUUCCAGGAGGAGCUGAAGGAUGACGAGGAGAACGAGGAAGAGGCAGAGAGACGAGGUCGGUUACAACGCAGGGCAACACCACACCCCAGUGAGUUGAAAGUGAUGAAACAGGCGAUUGAAGAAAGAAGGGGAGAAGCCCUCACUAUGAAGGCCCAGGUCCAGCCGCCUUUACCUGACUCACCACAACCACAGGAAAAGAGGCUGAGUACAAUAUCGAACCAGAGCCAGGACUCCCAUAUGUCCAAUGGUGGAAUCCCCGUAGAGCAGGAAGAAGCUGAAUUGGUGAUGGAUAGACCAGCAGAGGAAGAAAUGGCAGUGGAACAGAGCAGUGAGAUGAUGGAAGAGAAUGAGGAUCAAGAGGAAGAGGAGGAUGAAGAUGGAUACUUUGAGCCUAUGGUGCGUUUCACUGAAGACACUGUGAUUCGCGGGGAGGAGGAAGGAACUGGUGAAGGUGAUUUCAUUCCUGAGAAGCAAAGACUGAUUCGUAAGGACACCCCUCACUACAAGAAGCAAUUUAAGAUUAAUAAGCUACCUAAACCUGAGGCAGUGUUGGCCAUACUGCAGGGCCUGCCCAGCACUGAUAUCCCAGAUGAAGGUGACCAACUCACUAAGUACAGCCCGUGCCUGGAUGGAGACAUGGGCCCACUGGAGGAUUGCCUGGAGUUUAGAGAUGAAAGGCUUUCCCAGCCUCCCAUUAAGGGGGUCUCCUUUGAUCAAGUCAAUAAUCUGCUGAUCGAGCCUGCUCGAAUUGAGGAGGAAGAGCUAACACUAACAAUACACCGUCAGACUGGUGGCCUGGGCAUCAGUAUCGCUGGAGGAAAAGGCUCUACCCCAUACAAAGGGGAUGAUGAGGGCAUCUUCAUAUCGCGGGUUUCUGAGGAGGGUCCAGCAGCUCAGGCUGGAGUCCGAGUCGGAGAUAAGCUGCUAGAGGUAAAUAGUGUGGACCUGCAUGAUGCUGAGCACCACCGAGCAGUGGAGGCAUUGCGGAGUUCGGGGAGCUCAGUCACCAUGUCGAUACUACGGGAGAGGAUGGUGGAGCCAGAGAAUGCUAUCACCGUGACCCCAUUGCGCCCUGAGGAUGACUACGCCCCAAGGGACCGCCGCACCGGUUUGAGGUUCCCGGAGCCUACUGAAAAUGGGGUGGUUCGGCUGCAGUUUACCACCUCACUGGCACGCAACGAGAAAGGCCUGGGUUUCAGCAUCGCUGGGGGCAAGGGAUCGACACCGUACAAAGCAGGAGACUCAGCGAUCUUCAUCUCGCGGUUAGCUGAAGGAGGAUCUGCACACAGGGACGGGAUCCUUCGGGUUGGAGACCGGGUGAUCUCGAUCAAUGGGGUAGAGAUGGCAGAUGCCAGGCAUGAUCAGGCAGUAGCACUUCUUACGGGCACAGCACCCACCAUCACCAUGGUAGUCGAACGCGAGAUGUCAGAAUUAGACAAGUCUGCAGAUGACAUGCUGACAGGAGACAGCUCCCCAACUCUGCACCGAGCGAGGCCGUACACUCCACCCCCUACUGGCCAGGCGCUGAGUGAAGAUUACUGUGACUCCACAAUCGAGGAGACUAUGACUCAACCUAACCAGCCAUCUGUCAACUUCACCGCUCACGAGGAGUACCCUGUGGAGGAGAUUGUUUUGUUAAAAACAGGAGGGCCUUUGGGGCUCAGCAUUGUCGGAGGAAGUGACCAUGCCAGCCACCCGUUUGGAAUCCACGAGCCCGGUGUCUUCAUCUCCAAGGUUAUUGGCGAUGGGCUGGCAGCUCGUACUGGGCUCCGGGUUGGUGACCGUAUUCUGGAAGUGAAUGGCAUCGAUCUUCGCCAUGCGACCCAUCAAGAGGCAGUGAUGGCCCUGCUGUCGAACCAGCAUGAGAUCCGGAUGUUGGUACGCAGGGAUCCGGCUCCACCUGGGAUGCAGGAGAUCCGGAUUGAGAAGCUGCCUGGAGAGAAGUUGGGGAUCAGUAUCCGAGGAGGAGCCAAAGGCCAUGCUGGAAAUCCUUUUGAUUCGACAGAUGAGGGAAUCUUUAUCUCAAAGGUGAGUUCUAGUGGAGCAGCAGCACGGGAUGGCAGACUGCAUGUGGGACUGAGAAUACUUGAGGUUAACAACCACAGCCUGCUGGGAAUGACUCACACUGAAGCAGUCCGCAUUCUGCGAGGAAUCGGAGACACCUUAACGAUGCUGGUCUGUGAUGGCUUCGACCCCAGGGCAGCCUCCGCCAUCUCCAUGGAGGCAUCUCCAGGUAUCAUUGUUAACCCUUUCGCUGCUGGAAUGGGUCGAAAGAACAGUAUGGAGAGCAUCUCAUCUAUCGACCGGGAUAUGAGCCCUGAAGAGCUGGAUAUUUUGCAGAAGGAAAUUGAGAUGGUUCGUGAGUCAUCAUUAUGGGAGCAAGAGCAGCUGGAGAAAGUGGUGAGAACUUUUCCUGAAGUUGGUGAUUUACCUUUAAGACCAUUUGAUAUAGGAGCAGAAGUACACCAUUCAGCUCAUCGAGUCUGCUGC